CCCCGAUCAAAGUAAACUUUUCUCUGAAACAUCUGAAUUUUUUUUUUUUUCCCUCGUAACUUCUUCACCUUCAUCUCACCUCGAUUUUUUUUCCCCCACUUUAACCAGGAGGGUGUUUGAAAUCACCCAAUUAUCUUUAAUUUUAUAUCCUGAUAAUACCGCGAGGGGGGAAUAAAAAAAAUCAUGUCUGCUGAGGAAGCUAACGCGUCGCUGUUGGAGCGCAUUCAGCGGCCCGAGGUGAGCAAGGAGACGGCGAAGAAGAUUGCUCUGGUUGAGGAGGAGUUUGUUAGGGCGGAGGUGGAGCAGUUGCGCCAGUCUACUUUGCUUCUUCGUCCCCUUUUCGAAAAGCGCAGCCAGGUUAUCGCUGAGCCUGAUGUUCGCGAUACCUUCUGGACUCGCGUUAUGCUUAACGCCCCCGCCGAGGUCGAGGAACACAUCACCAUGACCGAUGCUACUAUCCUCGCGACUACUCUUAAGAACCUGACCGUCGAGCGCUUCGAUAUCGAUGAGAAGGGCCAGGGCGAGCCCCGCAGCUUCCGUUUGACCUUCGAGUUCCGCACCGGCGAUGAGAACCCCUACUUCGAGAACGAGAAGCUUGUUAAGGACUUCCACUGGCGCAAGCAGGUCCUCACCACUUCCAAUGGCCACAAGCGCACCUGGGAUGGUCUGGUUUCGGAGCCCGUUCGCAUCAACUGGAAGAAGGACCAGGAUCCCACCAAGGGUCUGCUUGAUGCUGCCUGCGACCUCGCUGAGGCGGAGAAGAAGGGUGGAGACCGUAAGAAGCUGCCCGAGUUUGCCAAGGUCGUUAAGAUUCGCGACGAGAUCGAGGCCGCCGAGGAGCAGGAUAUCGAUGAGGACGAGAUGCCCGAGGAAGGCCCCGGUGGCAUGAGCUUCUUCGCUUUCUUCGGCUACCGUGGUAGCGACGUCACUGCCGAACAUUCUCAGAACGCGACCAAGGAGGACAACGAGAGGUUCGAGAAGCUUCUCAAGGGCGAGCCUGUCGAGGGUGAGGACGAGGAUGACGAUGAGGAUGAUGAUAUUGAGGACGAUUUCGAAGAAGUUGAAGUUUUUCCUGCUGGCGAUGAGCUCGCCGUUGCGAUCGCCGAGGACCUCUGGCCCAAUGCCUUGAAGUACUAUGUCACGGACCAAUCGAUCGAGGACCUCGACUUCGACGAAAGCGAACUCGAUCUCUCGGCCGACGAGGAGGAUGAGGAAGAAGAGGAUGCCCGUCCUCGUAAGAAGACCAAGGUCUAAAAAUGUCGCCAUGUCUUGAAUAACGCAGUUGUAUCCAUAUGUUUUCAU
Messenger RNA from Aspergillus sclerotioniger CBS 115572, 1302 nucleotides. Its product is annotated as histone chaperone napB. Gene Ontology annotation, cellular component: nucleus; chromatin. Gene Ontology annotation, molecular function: histone binding; chromatin binding. The transcript is spliced from 3 exons. Bases 184 to 1254 code for a protein of 356 amino acids. The record is from RefSeq and is a predicted model, not a curated record. Gene Ontology annotation, biological process: nucleosome assembly. NCBI's taxonomy places the organism in Eukaryota, Fungi, Ascomycota, Eurotiomycetes, Eurotiales, Aspergillaceae.